AUGGCUGAAAUAUCCUUUCCAAAUAUCAUUUCCAGAAAUGGGGAAGACGAAAAUGGAUGGGAAAUGGAACCAACCAUUUCAACUCCAAUGGCUGAAAUAUCAUUUACAUACAGAAAUUCUGAUACACACGAAAAUGGAUUGAAGAUGGAACCAACCAUUUCAACUGAAGUAUCAUUUCCAUCCAGAAAUGGGAAACAAUUGGAAAUGGAACCAACCAUUUCAACUCCAUUGACGCCGAACACUAAGAGAAAGAGACCACAGAUGGAAACACGCAGAAAAAAGAAAAAGAAGAAAAUGUACCGGCCAAAAGUGAUCGGAGAAGGCAGAGCAAGGAAGAGAUCAACCCAACCAGUAAAGCCAAAGCCGCCGAGAGUGAAGCCAAAGCCAAAGCCUAGACCAAAAACCAAAAAAAUUGUUACUACUGUUAGAGGAUGUCAGCAGAACAGUUAUUCUGUACAAGAAAAUGAUCAAGUUCAUAUUAUAGAUAGUUGCAUAGAUCUGGUAAAUGAGAAAGCUUUACUCAAUAAAGUUACGGUUAGUUGCAAAGAUCUAGUCUUAAUUGGAAAUGAACUGAACAAUGAGAAAGCUUCACCCACUUUUACUGUGAGUGAGAAAGCUUCAGCAGAAGUUGCUAGCCUUGAUGAAAAGGAAUCCGCGGACGAUCAUUCAAAGAGUACAGUUAUCCAAACCAAAGUUGGGUCGACCGGGAGGCUUUAUGAAUGGCUCCAUGGAAUACCACAGAAAUGCAGGAGAAAAAGGAGUUCAAGAAGGCCAGCAAAAAUCACUAAGAGAGCACCGUAUGGAUUGAGGUUUGGAAAUAAAAAAGGCGAGGGAUCAAGAAACAAUCUACAGCCAUUCAUCUACUGCAAGAGAAAAAGGAGUCCAAUGGUUAGAAGGUGCAACGUAGCUUCAGCACUUGAAGUCUGUAAACUGUUGCGGAGAAACACACAUAAACAUGCCUCCAACACAAAAAAAGCAAUAAAAAACAAUGGCAGAGAUGAUGAUGAUGAUGAUGAGACCACAAAACAGAAACUGGAAAUUGAAGGAACACCAACAGAAGUAUCAGAUCAAACAACUGAAAUGUAUAAUCAUUCAGAUGAUGGCUGUCAAUCUCAUUCUGCAUUAAGUUCUAAAGACAGAGAAGCAUCUGAGGAAACAGCCAUAGCAGAGGAUUGGUCGGGUCAAACAAUGCUCCCUGCAGUAACUUUCAAGUUUGCAGCUAUCUUUAGGGAGGGGACUUUCUGGAAGAUUAGCAAUGCAAUUCGUAUUGAAACAUUAAGUCACAAUGGUAAGCAAACAAUGAGAUGGCUUGAUAUCAGACAGUUUUUGACUAAUUUGAAGCCUAUAAAUGAAAAGAACCCAUCAGGGACAGGCAUUUCACUUCCUAGAAUUAUUACAGGUUUUCAUGAUGUGGGCAGCGGAAGAAGCUUGAUCAGGCAACAGGACUUCACCCACCCAGGAAGUGUAAAUGAAAUGAGACCUGCCCUCAAUGUAAUAUUAUGGAAUAGAAGUGAAGGAACAAAAAAUAAUCAUGAGCAUAUCAGGCUUACACUUGAAACAAGAGGCAUUAGUAACAGCAGUGGUCUAACGCACGUUAAUUCACAACAGAAAGAAGGAACUGCUUCGGGCCAUGAAAAGAAAAUUGUUCCAUAUGCACGAAAACAAGGAAAGAAAACCAGCAAGGGAGAGCACAAUCUAAGUUAUGUUAAUGGCAUGGAAGGCGCAAUAGUUCCCCAUCCUGAAUCAUUGAACUCAACUAAGAAAAAAUUGUUGGGUAAAGUGAACCUUGACCCAAGAGACAUUACUAUGUGGACACUAAUAACCCAAGAAGCGAGUGAUUGUGGCUCAGAAAAAGUUGACGUCAAUACCGAAAAGUGGUGGGCACAUGAAAGGGAAAUUUUCCGUGUACGGAUAGAUGCUUUUAAUGCUAGAAUGCAUCUAAUUUUAGGCGAUCGGCGUUUUUCACCAUGGAAAGGUUCGGUGGUGGAUUCUGUGGUUGGCGUUUUUCUUACUCAAAAUGUCUCUGACCAUCUUUCAAGUUCUGCUUAUAUGUCACUUGCUGCAACAUUCCCCCUCUGUGCAACAAGAAACCAUACAGAAUAUUAUCAGGGCCAGGACGUUUUCUGCACUCAACAAUCAACUCAAAGAAACAAAGGAUAUUUUCUGUAUGAAAGCGAAUGGAACAAUGACAGUAUGUUGGAGAGUAACAAGAAAACAGGAGAUCGUGAAGAAGUUGAACAAUUAAUAUCUGCGAAUGAUGCAAUUUUGUCUCAAGAUUUUAUGGGAUCAUCGGUAAAACAAAGCCUUGAUGAUACCCUUCACUCAUCUACAUGUUUCGAAGAUGAUUGUGGAAUAGGUUUGUUUACGAAUUUGGAUGGCACAGAUAACAUGGAUGGCACAGAUAACACAGUGCUCCAUCCUAAUAAAUCAACCUCUGUCCAAGAGCCCUAUAGCAGCAGUCCAACUAGCACAUCAUCGCAUAAAAGCAAUCAAGAAAAUGAAAUUUUAGAAUCCAAAGAGGUGGAAGUUGAUUUACGAGUCACGCCAAAUGAGAAAUCUCAGAGUUCUGCCAGCGCUGAAAAGUUUCAAAAUCAAGAGAUUCAACUCACUGGUGAUGUCAAUGAUUUGGAAGACAGAGAUUCUAAUGAUUUUAGUGAUGAAAAAAUGACAGAUAUUUCUAAGGGGACAGCCAAAAAGAGUAAAAUGAAGCCAGAAAUGGAUUGGAAUAGUCUAAAGGAAAAAUGGGACAGUAUGAGGAGAACCUAUUCUGUUCAUGAGCCAAGAAGUAGGGAUCACAUGGAUUCUGUGGACUGGGAAGAAGUUGGGUCAGCAGACCCUAUUAAGAUUGCAGCUGCCAUCAAGGAACGUGGCCAACAUAACACCAUAGCAAGAAGAAUUAAGGAGUUUAUUAAUCGAACAGCUAGAAUGCAUGGCCACAUCGACCUCGAAUGGCUUAGAUAUGCUCCUCCAAAUGAUGUUAAGGCAUAUCUAUUGGAGAUACAUGGGCUAGGAUUGAAAAGUGUAGAAUGCGUAAGGCUUUUAUCACUUCAGCAAGUUGCCUUUCCAGUGGACGUAAAUGUUGGUCGAAUCGCAGUUCGAAUAGGAUGGGUUCCUCUUGAACCGCUGCCUGAGGAGGUUCAGAUUCAUCUUCUAGAGACGUUCCCUAUGAUGGAUUCUAUUCAGAAAUAUCUAUGGCCAAGGCUCAGUUCACUUGACCAACGAACUCUGUAUGAACUACACUAUCAACUGAUAACAUUUGGAAAGGUCUUUUGCACGAAGAGAAAACCAAACUGCAAUGCUUGUCCGCUGAGGGCCGAAUGUCGGCACUACGCUAGCAAAUAUGCAAGUGCAAGGCUCGCAUUACCUGGAUUGCCAGAGAAAAGAAUGGUAAGUACAAUGAUCCCGGAAAAAAGGUAUGAAGGCACUGCUCAAGUGAUGAAUCCAGCACCAGUACUCCAUGUCGAAGGCAAUCCAUCUUCAGAAUCGAGAUAUGAAACCAUCAAUUGUGAACCUAUCAUCGAAGUGCCUCGAUCACCUGAACAUGCAUAUGAUGAAUCACAGUCGACAGACAUUGAAGAUUUAUAUGAGUAUGAUUCUGAUGAUGUUCCAGUAAUCAGACUUGACUCCGGACAAUUUACAACUUCACAGAACUGCAUGGACAAUAGCAUCACUGGAGCUUUGAUUCCUUUGAACGACAGAGUUGCUUCCAUCCCAAUGCGCAAACUGAAGCAUGUAGAUCGUCUAAGGACAGAACAUCAAGUCUAUGAACUUCCAGAUACACAUCCUCUCCUAUAUGAGCUAGAACCACGAGAGAUAAAUGAUGCUUGCCCGUACCUUUUGUGCAUAUGGUCACCAGGUGAAACUGUAGAUUCAUCUGAGCCACCCAAUACAAAAUGCACGUACCAGGGAACGGGAGAGCUUUGCAGUGAAGGAUCAUGUUCAUCCUGCAACAUUCUCAGGAAACAAAACAGUGGAACAGUUCACGGAACGAUUUUGAUACCCUGUAGAACAGCCAUGAGAGGCAAAUUUCCAUUAAACGGGACAUAUUUUCAAGUCAACGAGGUUUUUGCCGAUGACGAAUCAAGUAAAAACCCCAUUAGCGUUUUUAGGGAAUGGAUAUGGGAUCUCCCGCGAAGAAUUGUGUAUUUCGGAACCUCAACGGCAACAAUUUUCAGAGGCUUGGGAAUUGAUGAUAUCCAGUACUGCUUCCAAAAAGGAUUCAUUUGUGUGAGAGGAUUCGAUCGAAGAACACGAACUCCAAAACGACUAACGGAGCGGUUGCACAGACAAACCAACGCAGCCGCUAAAGCUAGGGCAAACAAAAACACUGAUCAGAAACCUUGAGUGACAUUUUUUUCUUCCUUUUCUUUUCAUAAAUUCUUCAAUUAAUUUUUUUUAAAUUUAGAUUUAAUGUUAUGGCAAAUAAUGAACGAGACGGUAGCCGGGGCCGGAAACGAGACCCGCUCUCAAUGUAGUAGAGUGAAAGUGAAAGAACUCGAGAUAACGACAAAUGUUUAAAU
Messenger RNA from Cucurbita maxima (winter squash), 4520 nucleotides. Its product is annotated as protein ROS1-like. Gene Ontology annotation, molecular function: 4 iron, 4 sulfur cluster binding; DNA demethylase activity; DNA N-glycosylase activity. The coding region runs from base 1 to 4344 and encodes 1447 amino acids. NCBI's taxonomy places the organism in Eukaryota, Viridiplantae, Streptophyta, Magnoliopsida, Cucurbitales, Cucurbitaceae. The transcript is spliced from 22 exons. The record is from RefSeq and is a predicted model, not a curated record. Gene Ontology annotation, biological process: base-excision repair.